AUGGAGAAUGAGAACAAUAAGACGGAACCUCAACUAGUUAGCGCACUGAAACCAAUUACUGGUAAGAGCUGCCUGCUCAUCCUCUCUAUAUUGGUUACUGCAUAUGUCUGGCUAUUCAGCGGCGCCUUUACUAUCAGUCGAGACGUGGUCAAGGGACCAGACUUAAGAGUGCAGGAAACGACCGACGGCUGUUACCUGGAGGACAAGCUGCAGGCGCCACAUCUUCCGGACCUGCACUCAGUGUUUGCAGAUCGUAUCUCGGGUCAAGUUGUGUUUGUGGGCCUCAAGCUCCUCAGACAGACCUGGCACCGGGUCCUGUUUAGGUGCGAGUUCCCAAGUGGAGAUAUCAGCGUGGUACACGCGGUAGACGACCGGCGCAGCUUCGGGCAUCUGCCCCAGUACGUGGUGGUCCUGACCUGUCCGAUUCCGAAUGAGUACCGUUUGCGAAGCAGCUUCAAUAUUACCCUUAGGAGACUCCCGGGGACUGAUGCCUACAGGAACAUCAAGGCUUGUGCUACUUCAAAUGAGAAGCAUUUCCUUGCAAUGUGCACGAUGGUAAAGUCCGUGGAUGCAUUCAUACCACAGUGGCUUGAUUACCACAGGUAUCUGGGAGUGCAGCACGUGUACAUAUACGACAACGAUAAACCAGCCCAAUCCACCUUACAAACUUCCUUGCAGAACUACAUCAAAGCAGGUUUCGUCACACUCAUCCCCUGGGCUCACUCCACUUCUGUGAAUAAGACCUACCUAGAGGUGCAGAUAGCUCAUGAGAACGAUUGCAUCUGGAGACACAAGCACGACGUUGAUUGGAUGAUCAAGAUUGACGUAGACGAGUACAUCCAACCAAUGGACGCGCGCCGACCGCGUAUUCCUGAGUACCUCAAUGACUCGCUGUACGACAGUGUUGCCGCAGUGCGCAUUCAAAACUGGUUUUUCGGCCAUCCACCGCGUAUCGCUCCGCGCGGCGACUCGGUCAUCGAGCGCAAUCGCUGGCGAGCCGAAAAGCAUACACUGCAAAACACGGGACACGAUAAGAACAUCUUGCGACCGAUCAACGUGCACUACUACAAGAUCCACAGUGUGAAGCUGGGUGGUGACGUCAUAUCAGCUGACCCGUACACGGAAAUGCGAUUGGUCCACUACCGAACUGACAAUCAGCGUGCCCGCCAUUUUGAUUUACCAAAGUUCAAAGAGAGGGACGAGUCCAUGGUGCGAAUCAGGCAGGCGCUUGUGAAUCAUCGUUUACAAGGCCGUAGCAGUAAAAAUAAUAAAAGAAGAAUUUCCAAAAAAGUAAGGAAACCAAAGAUUUCAAAAGAAACCAUUCGUAUUUAAGUGGCGUAACUGGCCAGGGGUCCAAUAUAUAGUUGGCACUGGGGACGUUAUUUUCUGAAGCCGCACUGGGUCUUUAAACCAUAAAAAAGUGCCUCCCCUAAAAUUUGCACCGGGAUGGUAUGGGGUGCACAAGACAAGGGGAAGCCCUCCUUAGUACAGAAACAAUUACGAACACUAGGGUUUUUUCUUCAAUUUAUAAAAACUUCUGAUUGAAAAGUGCUUGUAUGGGUUGGUAGUUUAAA
Molecule: messenger RNA, 1574 nt
Organism: Patiria miniata (bat star)
Lineage: Eukaryota; Metazoa; Echinodermata; Asteroidea; Valvatida; Asterinidae
Exons: 2
Coding region: 1-1332 (443 amino acids)
Source: RefSeq, a predicted model, not a curated record